Puccinia graminis f. sp. tritici CRL 75-36-700-3 is the source of this 1387-nucleotide messenger RNA. RefSeq lists its product as uncharacterized. The transcript is spliced from 2 exons. Lineage: Eukaryota; Fungi; Basidiomycota; Pucciniomycetes; Pucciniales; Pucciniaceae. The coding region runs from base 128 to 1090 and encodes 320 amino acids. The record is from RefSeq and is a predicted model, not a curated record.
CACGCCAAACUAUAAAAACCAUUUCCCCAGACUCCUGAAGGAACUGUCACAUCCACUUCCACACACGACUCCUCAAGAUUUCCAGUCCGACAGUUCAUCAAAUUAUACACAGAAAGAUAUUCGCGAGAUGGUUACGGGACAGUUAACCCGGUCAGAGGCCGAAGCAGCACUCAAGCGUCUCCAAGGAUUGCGGGAUGACUGGGCCAAACAGAGGACGCGAUGGUCCGAACAUCAUCAGAAGGCUGCCGAUAUCAAGGCUCUCCAACGUAAUCCUAGCGCUCCUCUGAUCUAUACCGUCGAGGCUUGUUGUAACCAAAUGGGUGUGGCUACGAUUCGUUUUAAUGAAUUGGAGAGACUCAUUCAAGAUUUCAGAUCCUGUGCGCUCUACCUUGUCCAUCUACCCGUACCCGAAGGACCAGACGCUUCGUUCCGCUCCGCCCUGCCGGAUCUCUGGAGCAUCCCACACGCCGCACCUGGGACGACGGCGGUAGCCUUACCUGGCCAAGUGGCAGGCUUCUCGGCCGAGAUGGUGCCGGUGAACAGCGUCCAAGGUCUCAGCGAUCAGAUCAUCAUGCACCAUCCCUCCUAUCAGAACCCCGGCUCUGGAGGGUUCUACAACAACAAUCAGAUCCUAGGCAAUCUCCCUCAGAUGCAGUACCCUCAGCAACAACAGAUCCAACCCACCGGCUUCCAACAGCAACCACAGCUCACCGGCGCGUUCCAAGCACCACAACACACCGGAUUCCAGCCCCAGUCAAACUUCCAACUCCAAGCAGCCAACAACCAGAUGGGAUUCCAGCAGGGCCACCAACUCUCUCCUUACGGAAGCCAACCACAGCCACUGACCCCUCAACAUACUCAGAUGCUCUACAACCAGCAGAUCAACCUUCACCAGCAAUCGGCAGACCAGGCCCGCGUCAAUGCCUUCUCCGCUAACGUCUUCCAACAACAGCCUGGCUUCUCCUCCGCCCAGAAUCAUCCUAACCAGCACCAGAACUUCUCCUCCUCUUCUCCCCUCAAUCCUUUUAAUCCUAAUGCUCCUCAUGGAGCCGUUGUAGAUGCCAGUCAGAGAUACCCUGCCGUCCAAUGAUCAUCUUUUCUUCAACCUUCUGAGUCGCACCUCGUAUUCCUUUUUUUUUUAUCUAAGAUCCGGUCGUUUUGUAUGAUUCUUUCCACCCCUUGUAAUUCUGAUUUGGAAGAGCUCUUUGAUCUCGUGUGUCUAACCGUAUAGAUUCUCCUCAUUUCUCCCGACUAUUUAGACCAUCGUCCCUCUUCUAUGAAAUACACCACUGUAUUAUAGGAAUAUUCAUUUUUUCUAUCAUCUCACAGUUGAGCCCGCCGAGUUAUUGGGCCCCUACAGUCAAUAAAUCAUCAUUGUCACUUCAAA